Molecule: messenger RNA, 3533 nt
Organism: Alosa alosa (allis shad)
Lineage: Eukaryota; Metazoa; Chordata; Actinopteri; Clupeiformes; Clupeidae
Gene: fgfr1b
Product: fibroblast growth factor receptor 1b
Biological process (GO): positive regulation of cell differentiation; positive regulation of cell population proliferation; positive regulation of kinase activity
Cellular component (GO): signaling receptor complex; membrane
Molecular function (GO): fibroblast growth factor receptor activity; fibroblast growth factor binding; ATP binding
Source: RefSeq, a predicted model, not a curated record
AUAGAAACACAACGAAGGACUGAAAGCGGAGAGAAGCUGGAAGACAAGCAAUCGGUUGCUACACUUUUCAUUUUCCAACAUAUGAGCGUGCGUGCUGGAAAGUUGUUUAGCGAAAGAGACAGACCUUAGCCUUAUUAAGAAAAAAAAUAACUUUUUGGUCUGUUUAGAGGGGGAACACGUCGCCAUCCCCCUUCCGAAACAAUAAAGCAGAGUUUCCCACGGUUUUGUUAAGAUCAGGUUCGUCGAAAUGCGCAUAGUUCAGUUUAAUGCUAAUUUAUGCUGUUUUAUUAUCUAGUUAAGCAACCAUUUUGCUUUGUUAGUUUACUUAAUAAGGGGCAUUCACGAGUGAUGUUUGAACGGUGACUUUAGAUUUCACUCCGCACAACUCGAUUUUCGUUCUAUGGACAUUCCUGGACGCAUUGUGGCGCCCAGCUUCUGCCACUCAAACUAUUGGAGGAUUUAGGAUCUGCAGCACUUCACAAAAACGCACAACGUUACCCCACUUUGCUGACAGUAAAUAUACGUGGAAUAGGCUAAUCGGGUAGCUCACCUGCAGCGGAGCACAUGGCCUUGUGCUGAUGCCCCCAGCUGUCUGUCUGAACACGUCGCCCGUGCCUUGCCUCUGCCAGUGGAAUGGGCACCCACAGAAUGCUGCUGUCAUGGAGUCUGCUCCUCCUGUGGACCGUGCUGACCCAGCUGCCGACAGGGGCGCGAGCGAGACCGGCCGUCACCGAUCAAGUCCAGUCGGAGGUGAAAAUGGAGCUGUACACAUUGUUCCCGGGAGAGCGUUUAGUGCUGGCAUGCUUCGAGCCUGCAGAGGCGCAGCAGGAGGUCAGGUGGACCAAGCAGGGGGUGCCGGUGGCGCGCGAGGGCCGCGUGCUGGAGAUCGAGGCCGCAGAGCCGGCAGACUCGGGCCUGUACGGCUGCUUUAGCCACGGCCCGCGGGGCAACCACAGUGCCUAUUUCGCAGUGAACAUCACAGCUGAUGCAGUGGCAUCGUCUGAAGAUGAGGAUGAUGAUGAGUCUUCCUCGGAAGAGAACAAACUCUCAAGCAGCCAGAAGCUUCUGCCAAUGGCACCUAGGUGGGCUCAGCCUGAGAAGAUGGAGAAGAAGCUGCACGCUGUCCCUGCCAGCAAAACGGUCAAGUUCCGGUGCCAGGCCAAUGGCAACCCCACGCCCUCUCUCCGCUGGCUGAAGAACGGCAGGGAGUUCAAACGGGACCAUCGCAUUGGUGGCUUCAAGCUAAGGGAGCAUAUGUGGACCAUUAUCAUGGAGUCAGUGGUGCCCUCAGACAAGGGCAACUACACCUUGGUGGAGAACAAGUACGGCAGCAUCAACCAUACAUACCAACUGGACGUAGUAGAGCGCUCUCCUCACCGGCCCAUCCUGUACGCGGGUCUGCCCGCUAACCGCACCGCCGUGGUGGGCAGCGACGUGGAGUUCGUGUGCAAGGUGUUCAGCGACCCGCAGCCGCACAUCCAGUGGCUGAAGCACAUCGAAGUGAAUGGGAGUCAAGUGGGGCCUGACGGCCUGCCCUUCGUCCGCAUUCUCAAGGCGGCCGGCGUCAACACCACGGAUAAGGAGAUGGAGGUUCUGCUCCUGAGGAACAUCUCCUUCGAGGACGCUGGGGAGUAUACUUGCUUGGCAGGCAAUUCUAUCGGGCUCUCGCAUCACUCUGCAUGGUUGACUGUUGUCAAAGCCAUGCCCCCGACCGACGUGCCCACUCAGACCUACCUCGAGGUCCUGAUCUACUGCGUGGGUUUCUUCCUCAUCUCCAUCAUGGCUGGUGUGGCCACCAUCGUCAAGAUCCGCAGCUCCUCCAAGAAGAGCGAGUUCAACGGGCAGCUAGCCGUCCACAAGCUAGCCAAGAGCAUUCCCCUCCGCAAGCAGGUGUCUGUGGACUCGAGCUCCUCUCUGAAUUCCGGGGCGAUGCUGGUGCGCCCCUCGCGCCUCUCGUCCAGCGGGACGCCCAUGCUGCCCGGUGUGACCGAGUACGAGCUCCCGCAGGACCCUCACUGGGAGUUCUUCCGGGAAAGGCUGGUUCUUGGGAAGCCCCUGGGAGAGGGCUGCUUUGGGCAAGUGGUUAUGGGGGAGGCCCUGGGGCUGGACAAGGAGAAGCCCAACCGUGUGACCAAAGUGGCUGUCAAGAUGCUCAAAUCUGAUGCCACAGAGAAGGACCUCUCGGAUCUCAUCUCUGAGAUGGAGAUGAUGAAGAUCAUCGGGAAACACAAGAACAUCAUUAACCUGCUGGGAGCCUGCACACAAGACGGGCCUCUGUAUGUGAUUGUGGAGUACGCCUCUAAAGGGAAUCUGAGGGAGUAUCUGCGUGCCCGUAGACCUCCUGGCAUGGAGUACUGCUACAACCCUGACCAGGUGCCAUCGGAGAGCAUGUGCAUCAAAGACCUUGUCUCCUGUGCCUAUCAGGUGGCACGGGGCAUGGAGUACCUGGCAUCCAAAAAGUGUAUUCACAGAGAUCUCGCUGCCCGGAAUGUCUUGGUCACAGAAGACAAUGUGAUGAAGAUAGCAGACUUUGGCCUGGCCAGAGACAUUCAUCACAUAGAUUACUACAAGAAGACAACAAAUGGCCGUUUGCCUGUGAAAUGGAUGGCACCGGAAGCUUUGUUCGACCGGAUCUACACGCACCAGAGCGAUGUGUGGUCUUUUGGGGUGCUGCUGUGGGAGAUCUUCACCCUCGGUGGGUCUCCAUACCCAGGGGUGCCUGUGGAGGAGCUCUUCAAGCUCCUGAAGGAAGGCCAUCGCAUGGACCGGCCGUCUGCCUGCCCGCAGGAGCUGUACCUAAUGAUGAAAGACUGCUGGCACGCCGUUCCUACUUACAGGCCCACAUUCAAACAGCUCGUCGAAGACCUCGACCGCAUCCUGUCUAUGACAGCCAACCAGGAGUACCUGGACCUCUCCGAGCAUAUGGAUGCUCCCUACUCCCAGGUCGUCCUGGAUACCCGUAGUUCUACGUGUUCUUCUGAGGUGGACUCAGUCUUCUCCCAAGAUGCUGGGGUCGAAGAGCCCUGCCUUCCUGCCCCCCAUUCCCAGACCACCAGUCGGACCUUUAGGAAGCACUGAAGGCCCCUCUGAAAUUGCCAAAUAAAUUUUCCCAUUUCUCCCAGGUUCCACGCUAAUCUCCAGGCAAAGGUUCUGCGUCCUUUUCAUAAAUGCACAGUGUCACAGAAAUGGUCACUCUCAAGCCUGGCAUCUGAUACAGAGGAAGGACUUGUGGCUAGAGCAGUGCCUCAUGGGAAAAUCAGAGAUUUUUGAAAAUAAACUGAAGGGUUUGCUCACUGCUUUCACCGAGCUGCUUUUCUCCAGUUCAAAUACCUCGUCCCAGCACAUAUGACAACAAGGGUUCGCAUCUGACGGACCAUUCACAUUCACUAUGGACAAUUGGCCAACGUCAGCUGCGUGAGGAAUGACUGAUGGUGACCGAGUGACUGGACGAGCAGCUGGAUUUCUUGGCUGGACUGUCACAGCUCUGAGGAGGACCCAAGGCCUUUAGGCUGGAAGAGACAGCUACUACAUAU